AUGUACAAUUAUUGUGCUACUUCUGAAAGUAAGGUGUCGGUUAACAAAAUGUCGCUGAAGCCGAAUUUGAAGAGGAGUUGUUGUAUAAGCGGAAAAGUUUGUUCAAGUUGUAAAUAUUCAAAAGAUUUUUCUCAGAAAAAUGGUUGUAGUCCCACAGAUCAAACCGAAAAAACUUUUAUUGAGGAAAAUUAUCAAAUAGUAAUUAGUUGUCCCAUUCUUAAAUUCUUAAUAUAUUCUAAUGCGUCAAAAUAUAAUGUACUUUCAGAAAAGCUAGAAUACAGAAUCGACAAAAUUUUCAAAUCUUUGGUUCUAUAUUUAAUGUCAAUAGAACAGCAUAUUUUAAAUAAGCUCUUAUUGGAGGUGGUAAAAAAAAUUCAAAUUUUUUUAAAAACAUAUUAA
Vairimorpha ceranae is the source of this 399-nucleotide messenger RNA. RefSeq lists its product as hypothetical. The record is from RefSeq and is a predicted model, not a curated record. Bases 1 to 399 code for a protein of 132 amino acids. NCBI's taxonomy places the organism in Eukaryota, Fungi, Microsporidia, Nosematidae. The transcript has a single exon.